AUGGCAGUACAUUGGACAAUUGUGGAUGAAAUAAGACUUCUUAGAUGGGUAUCCGAAUUCAAGCCGGCCGGAAUUCAUAAGCAUUUCCACAUGUUUUGCAUAGUUGAAAGAAUGAACUCGCCAGACAAGUACCCAGUGACAUUAUUACAGAAGGAAACCAUGAAGCUGGGGAAAGUUUUUACUGCAAAAGAUAUAUGGGAUAAACUUGGCCAAUCGUACAGUUUAAAAGAUAUUGAUGAAAUGGAGAACGCCUAUUCAUUGGCAACCAUUACGGAGAGUUCGGUGAACGAUAAUGACACUGGUGGCAAUGGAGAAUUUCGUGAAGAAACUUUGCUUGAGUUAAAUAAUCGAAUAAGAUCGCAGAAACAAGAUUUUACUCUGCCUUGGGAUGAAUACGGUGAAUUAAUCUUGGAGAAUGCAAAAAAAAGCCCCACCUCUAAUGAAGAUGGACCUCAAACUGAAGAUGCGAAUGACGAGAAUAAUAAAAUUCCAACAGAGAAUAUUGCUAAUCAUUUAAACAAUAAUAUCAAGGAGAAAAAAGGCAAGGUGGUUGAUAAAGUUAAAGAAUUGAGUGAACGCCAAGCAAAAGAAAUUACAAGUCUAAUCAAACCCAAGACGGAAGUCACGGCAGAGUCGCAAUGUACUGAAAAGCAACACAAAACGGAAUAUAUGAGUGAUGAGGAUCAAAACACAAAAACAGCAGGUAAAACAGCAGCUCCGGUAAGAAAAUCACAACGAUUGAAAAGAAAUAAAGAGGUUAAAUUUGAAGAUGAAGAAAGGGAGAAUAAAGGAGAAGAAGAUGGAAAGGAGGAAAACCGAAUAGAAGGAAAAGAGGAAGAACAAAAAGAGGAAAAAGAACGAAAAGAACAGAUAGAAGAAGUUCAGAAGAUGAAAGAAAACCCCAAAGAUGAAAUGGAUGAGGAAAAUCAUAGAAAUGGGGAAGAUUAUAAUGAGCGUGAAAAAUCAACAUCCUACGAAAAUAGUAAUGGUUCGGAAAGUGAAGAAGUUGAUGAAGCAUUGGGAUAUGAGUCUGAACGUGAGAGAGAUCUUUCAGAGAAGACGCCUGAGCUGGGAAGGGAUAAUUCAAAAAAGAAAGUCGAGAACAAAAAAGAUGAACUGCAGAAUGACGUAAAAAAGGAUUCUGGAGCUAAAAAUGAACCACUAGCGAAGAGAACUCGACAUUCGUCAUCUGCAGGUAACACUAGCAAUGAGACAUCACCUAAAAGGAAAAGGCGGAAGGCAGGUUCGCGUAAAAAUAGCCCUCCAGCCACUAGGGUUUCCAGCAGGCUACGAAAUAAGAAGUAG
Molecule: messenger RNA, 1305 nt
Organism: Saccharomyces mikatae IFO 1815
Lineage: Eukaryota; Fungi; Ascomycota; Saccharomycetes; Saccharomycetales; Saccharomycetaceae
Gene: EAF7
Product: Eaf7p
Exons: 1
Coding region: 1-1305 (434 amino acids)
Biological process (GO): regulation of transcription by RNA polymerase II
Cellular component (GO): NuA4 histone acetyltransferase complex; nucleus
Source: RefSeq, a predicted model, not a curated record